Molecule: messenger RNA, 4075 nt
Organism: Drosophila nasuta
Lineage: Eukaryota; Metazoa; Arthropoda; Insecta; Diptera; Drosophilidae
Product: GTP-binding protein Di-Ras2
Exons: 7
Coding region: 853-1674 (273 amino acids)
Molecular function (GO): GTP binding; GTPase activity
Source: RefSeq, a predicted model, not a curated record
AACGCGCGCGCUUCUCUUUAUCGAACAAUAGGCAAAGGACAAAAGCAAAGCGAAGGUGUUGCCAAUUCGCCAAAGAGUGACGGUUAGGCGAGUUUAGCGUUUUGAAAGCCCAUUUGUAAUAGCGAACGCGCUGUGCGGAAGUGUUCGACUAGAAUAGUCAUUGUUUGGCACUGAGCAUACACACACACAUACACACAGUUAAUAUAUAUGCCAGGAACAAUAAAUCAGACGUUUAAUCAAUCUCACGUGCCAGUGCGCCGUUGACCUUUCGUCUUUGCCACGAGUGUUGCCAUCGCGGCUGCGAAGGAUUCGUUUCAGUUACAGUGUUAUGGUGUUUUACAGCUUUGGUGAUUAAGUAUACGCCAGCGCACCACGCACACACAGACACACACGCACACAUCUCGCCCAGCGGAAACGGAAGUCAAAAGUUACGCAACGGAAGCUUAAGCUGUUGUUAUUAAGCCAGCCAGUCAGACGGAGGUGCAAGUGUUGCCGAUAAGUUCAACAAAUUUAAUAGCUCAAGUCAAACAGGAUAGAGCCAAGAAAGGGCUGUUCGCUUGCUUGCUUGUUCCAGUACAAUAUAAUGACGAAAUUCAAGUUGAAAUGUACGAGUGAAAGCACAAUGCAUCAGCGGAAUAAUAAAAAGUGAAUUAUUGCCCUAAUAGCAGCGCACAUUCAGAAGCAGAAGCAAAGGCAGGACUUCUGCGACAACAAUAGACAAACAUAAAUACUACUCUAAUACAAACGACAAACGAUUUAUAAACUGCGCUCAAAAGUAGGCAACACCGAAGCACCAGCAGUAACAGCAGUAACAACAACAACAACAACAUCGACGAUAACAACAGCAACAAAAUGGCGGACAUGGAACGCAUUCGACUCGUGUUGCUGGGCGGAGCGGGCGUGGGCAAGAGCUCCAUUCUAAAGCGCUUUCUAUUCAAGUCGUACACGGACAAAUAUCGUGCCACAGUCGAGGAUCUCUACAAUCGUGAAUAUGACCUGGGUGGCGUCACGCUAAAGGUGGACAUUUUGGACACAUCCGGUGACAUGCAAUUCCCCGCCAUGCGACGCCUCUCCAUUGCGACGGCACACGCCUUCAUGCUCGUCUAUGCCACAACAUCCGCGCCCAGCUUUCAGUGUGUUAAGCAGUGCUUCGAGGAGAUUCGCGAGCAGCGUGCCGACUUUCAGGACAUUCCCAUUGUCAUAGCUGGCAACAAAGCGGACUUGGCCAGCUCUCACAGAGAGGUCAGGCAAGAGGAGGUCACAGAUUGGGUAUUCUGCGAAUUGCCACGACUCAGGGCCAAAGUGCUUGAGUGCUCAGCGAAGGAGGACACCAGCGUGACCGAACUGUUCAAGACCCUGCUCUCCCUAUCCCGUUUCCUGCCCGCCAGCAGCAGCAGCGGUGGCACAGGCGGUGCCGGUGGCGAGGCAGCGCCCAGCGGUUUCAAACGACGUUCCUCCGCCUACGUCAGCGCAUCGUCCAGUCGCAAUAAAAAUCGCAUGAACAGUCCCGCAGUGGGCGGUGAUAAAAAAUCGAAUCUGGUUGAUGCCGUCGAUGUGGCAAGUACCAGUGCAGAAGCCAAAUUAAAGCCACGUUCCAGAUCACUCAUACGACGUGCGUCACGCAAGACCAAACAGCAAAUUAACAACGCAUCCGAUGACUGUAAUUUGCAGUAAAUACAGAUGCCAAACGAUGGUGAAAUGAAGCGCAUAAAUGUGUUGGCCAUAAAUACAUGUUAGUUAAUAUUAACUAUGAUAAAUAACAAUUAUUAUUAAUAAUAAUAAAGUCAAGUUUAUUGCGCGAGUAAAACAACUGACAAUUUAAAUGAGAUAAUUAUGAGAAUAUAUCGAUUAUCGUGAAUUUAAAUAUGUUAUUUUGCUCAAUAUGCAAACUAAGCGAACAAAAAACUAAGUAUGAGUAUUCUAGUUGUUUAUAAUCAAUGUGCGGAUCGAUAAUAAUUUGUUAGAUUAUUGAUACAAGAAACAAAAAGCAUUAGGCACAUUAGAAUCUAAUCUCAUCAUUAUUUGCAUGGGACCAGUUUUAUUUGAAGUCAUUUUUAUAACUUCAUCAAAGUCUGUCCUUCGGUUUUAUUUUUUUUUUUGUGAAAGCAAAUCUUCUGCUUUUAGUUAUUAAGCGUCGUAGAGUAUGUGAGCUUCGGAUUACCGACGAAUCGAUUUUAUAAUGCCAAUUUGAUUUUGCCAUAAAUUUACGUUUCUAUUAGAUAGCAAUUUGUAUAUGUGUGUGUGUGUGUAUCUGUGAGUGGAAUUUAUAAGAUAUGCGACAGUCUUUGAACAAAGUCGAAAUCAUACAGUUCCUUUGAUGAUAAAAUAAUAGGAGUAACUCGGAUUAUGUGUGCGUGUAGCAUAAGAAUACUAAGUUAAUUAUGUUUUUUUAUUUUGAAUACAAUUAUUCAUAAUCAUUUAAUUACGAGCAUGUUGCGAUAGCUUUAAAAAUAGAUUAUUAACAAGUGUAGUCGAGUAAGUUAGAUUGGUGAGAUUGUUUGGUAUACUAGCAUUAUUUAAAUACAAUGUAUUCAAAUCUUUAAAAAAUGUAGUUGUUAAGCAAAAGAACAAAUUAGAAAAAUGCUGAUGGCAGUCUUACAAUUUGAAUGUGGUUGCAGGAUUUGAUUACGUUGCAGGUUGCAAGUUCUUUGGCAACGCGUGCCACUCAAGUCGCUUUGACUUUGGUGGGGGGAGACGGGGGAAGCAGCACCCCAUGUUGACCUUUUUUAAACAGAGUGAAAGCACAGAAAUCUUUGAGCAAUUUACGGCAUUUUCUUUUCUUCCAUUUUCAAGAGAAGAAAAAAACCCAAGCCAAAGGAAAAUGGUAAUAUGCAACUAUAAACAAAACAAUUUAUUAUGCAAAAGCGAGAUACUAAUUAAUGUUUGUGUUUAUGUUUAUGUUCGUCCUCGUUAUGCUAGUAGCGCAUAAUUUGUGAUGAUUUCAAUUGAAAAUGAUAUCUUUCGCAGCACAAAGGACAACAGCUUAAGACAUAUUCAAGGAUAAUACAGGGUGCAUGCUUAUAUUGCCAAAUGAAGAGCCAAUCAAAUUAAACCUACUUACUAAAAAUAUCGCAUUAACUAUGAGUAUUAGCUGAAGCUAUAGGUGUUUAUUUAGUAGCUCAAAUAACUAAAUGUUUUUUAAACAAUUGAUAUAUGCGAAUGUAUGCGUGUGUUUGUGUGUUUGUGUGUAUGCGAUUGAGUGCAUAUUUAUUUAAGCAACAAUUUACUAACAAAUUGAUAUUUGAUUUGUGGGUGUUUUUAUUCGGUAUGCUUAGCAAAUAGCAAAUAGAAGUUAUUUCAAACAGACCGAAAUCCAAAGAAAACUGCGCUAGUUGAUUGGGGCGCUUUGUAAAUGAAUUAAUCAAUAUACGGCAGAUGCAAAGUGAAUUGUGAUGAAAUAAUAUUUAACGAUAAUGAUUUACUCAAUAAUAAAUUGAAUAAAUGGUUUAGCUGGAUAAGGGAAUAACCUGUGGUUAUUUGUUUUUUGUUAUAUCCUUUGGAUGCUUGCAUUGAGGCUGACGUCCAGUAAAAUAUACAUAUACAUAUUGACAUACAUAUGUUCUUAUAUGUAGGCUAAGGCUAAGGCAUGAUAAUUGUAAGGAUAAUAUAUUACAAUAUAUACAUACAUAUAUAUAUAUAAAGAAUUUCUACCAGCAUAUGUUUAUACAUUGUUAUUAAAUGUAGUUAAAUGAAACUAGCAACAAAUCUGAUGAGCCCAAAAAGAAUGUAUCAAAAACUAUCCAGUUAUCUAAAACCAACAAAAAAAAUAUCAGCGACAAACGGGAACACUUUGGCGAUCAGCAUUUUACAGUUAUAUAUCUAUAUAUAUACUAUAUAUACUCAUUAAUCGUUGACAGGCAAGAAAACAUAAAGGAAACUAAUUAAUUAUCUAUAGAUUUUGUUAAAAAUGAGAAUCAAAUUUUGAAAUAUAUAUUUGUGUACGUAAUUCGAUUGUUCAUAAUGAAACUUUAAAACUAGAAACCCGAAAAAAAUAACUCAAAAAAACGAGUUGAAUUUAUUCAAUAAAAUAUAAAAACAAAACAAAACAGAGCAGAGAUUAAAUAUAUGAAAUAAU